AUGACUUCGCUUGUGGUGUUGAAUGAUGCUCUUGAUUCGCAUAGUAAUUUACGCUUCAUCUUUUUAUGUAUGGAGUGGUCAAUGCAUGGUGGUUUGUGGCUAAUUUUUAGUUCAUUUAUAUUCCUGAUAUCUAUGAGGUAUAAUUUUUCACUGAAUACCAGAUAUGAAUUAGCUGUAUUAACAUUUGGUCUUUGUGUUGAUCUGGUAAUUGUUGGGAUUAUCAAAGGAACAGUAAGAAGAUCGCGACCGCCUUUUGAUAUUAAGGACCAGCUCUAUGAGGCGCCUUUGGUCGAUAAAUUUUCAUUUCCUUCUGGUCAUUCCUCCCGUGGUGCGAUGUUAUCAGUGUUGUGUUUAGCCUUUUGUCCAUUUUCACACUUCAUUACACUCAUUGUGAAGUCAUUUCCGUUUAUAUUGGGAGCUUCCCGAAUUUGUAUUGGUCGACACUAUGUUAGCGAUGUUAUGAUGGGUUUAUUACUUGGUUACGCAGAAGGGAAUUUUGUGCAAUAUUUGCCAUUACAUACAGUAAAUCUUUUGAAACAGAUGUUUCCUACGAUAUUUGGUGUUAAUGAAUAA
Messenger RNA from Acanthocheilonema viteae, 573 nucleotides. Lineage: Eukaryota; Metazoa; Nematoda; Chromadorea; Rhabditida; Onchocercidae. The record is from the annotation of a GenBank genome assembly.